Amborella trichopoda is the source of this 1806-nucleotide messenger RNA. RefSeq names its product F-box/RNI-like superfamily protein. NCBI's taxonomy places the organism in Eukaryota, Viridiplantae, Streptophyta, Magnoliopsida, Amborellales, Amborellaceae. Gene Ontology annotation, molecular function: protein binding. The record is from RefSeq and is a predicted model, not a curated record.
UCUCUCUCUCAUCUCUCGUAUAUACGAUCCUGCAAUCUUGUAUAAUAAAAGAAUGCUUGCCUCCAUAUUAUAAUGCCCCUUCUCCACCUUCUCCACAACGACUCUCUCUCUCUUUCUCUCUCUUCUGUUCUCUCCUGAUUCAUUAUAUAGAAGGAGCUCAUUCUCUAAAUGUUUUCUCUUUCAUGAAAAGCUCUACUUAAGAACUCCAUAGACCUACUAGUGAUCAUAAAUCUUGUGUUUUUUAUGAAAGAGUAGAUGGGUUGUGUCUGUCGAUUGAAGAGAGAAAUGGGCUUUUUUGUGAACUCUCUGGUUGGAUAAUCCGACCCUUUUCAGGUUAAGUUCAUAUGCAAAACAAAUUUAAAAGCAGAGCUUUAUGAGACACUCAAGAAAACAAAAGAAAAUUGAAGAAGUAACUGAAAAGGGAUCAGAGACAGAGGAAAUGGAAAUGGAUGACCUUCCUGAUGCAAUACUCCAGUAUAUCCUCUCAUUCAUAAGCCAUGCUAAGGAUGUAGCAUCCUGCUCCUGUGUUUCCAAUCGAUGGAAAGAAGCCAUGCCUUACAUUCGAAGCCUCUAUUUCCCUCGGAACUCCUUUGAUGAAAGGACCAACUCUGCUGAUUCCAUUCUCACUCAAAUGAUCACUUCCACCACUUCUUUGGAGAGAUUGGUUGUUUACUGCCCAUUUUCUGUCUCGAGCCUGUCUUCCUGGUUAUCAAGGGUACACCAAUCUCUGAAGCACCUGGAGCUUCGCCUUGAUAGUUUAAAUGAGAAGAAACCCAUGAAUGAGAACCGAACAAAGCUUGAUUGUAUAGGAUGUGCUACUCGAUUGGAGACUCUGAAACUUUGGGGUGUUCUUCUUGUUCAUUCUCCAAAGUGGUUCAUGUUCAAGAACCUUCACACUCUAGAAAUGAUUGGAGUAAGGUUGAGGGAUAAUGCUUUGGCUGAGGCGCUUAGGGCUUGUCCCAAUUUGACCCAUUUAUCCUUGCUUGGAUGUGAUGGUACGAAGGUUGUUUCCAUAGAUUUGCAGAAGUUAGAAGAGUUUAGAUUGGAUUUCUAUGGCCUCGGUGAUAGCUUUCUCUCUCUAGACACUCCAAAGCUUCGGCUGCUUGAGGUUCAGGGGGCUUGCUGGAUUCGUGUCAAUCAGAAUUCUUCUCUGAAAUAUCUUUCAAUUGCAAAUAAUGCAGGUAAAGUGGCAAAAGUGAACUUUGGAAAGCUAGAAGCUUUAGAAUAUUUAUCAAUCAGAGGAGUGCAAUGGGGCUGGGAUGCAGUUACAUCUAUUUUGCAAUCUGCAACUGAAGUUAAACACUUGGUUAUGAAGAUCGAAUUUAGUGGGGAUUCAGAAACACUCCAACCAUUUCCUGAGAUAGAUUUUGUUGAAUUCUUCAGCAAGCAUCCUAAACUCUGCAACUUUGAAUGCCAUGGAGCCAUGUUUGCUGCUCUUUGCCAAAAGAAUAGCCUAAAAAGAAUUAACUCGAAAUUCAUGAUUCCAAGCCUGGAGCAAGUUUUGGUCACAGUUAGGUCACCCUUAAAUGCAGAACAAAAGCUGACAACUUUGGAGUCAUUGGUUAAGUACAGCAAGAGACUGAGAAGAAUGGUGAUCAGGGUUUCACAGAUGAAGAAUUGUCACGAGUGUGCAGAUGAUUUCUUUGAGGAUAUUUGCAGGUUGAAGCUCAGAAAUAGCAACAUUAUACGGAUUGAAUAAUGACACUUGUAUUUGAAGUUCCCAUUUAAUAACCUCUACUAGCAUUAUUUUCGCUGCCAUGAAUUUGUUGUGGGAAAGCACAAGUGUACUUGAUCAUUUAUUCCUAA